AUGACUAUAGAGCAAGGAGAUAAUGAGUGUUUGCGGUCCUUCAUCACUCACUUCAACAAGGAAGCCUUGAUGGUAGACGAGAAGGAUGGCAAGUUGUUGUUAGCAGCCUUCCACAAUGAUGUUAGUUCAAAUUUAUUCAUCCACAAGCUCUUUAAUCAAGAACUACAAACCAUGGCUGAACUCAUCCAUUCAGCCCAAAGCUUCAUGAAUGCAGAGGAUGCGAUCCUUGCCAAGAAGAGGAAGAGAGCAAAGAGAAUGGAAGCAAACCUCCCAUGCCAUCCUGAACAAGGUCCUCGUCCAAAAAAGGCCCAAACAGGAAAAAAGAAGGAUAGAGACAACAAGAAGGCAGGUUCGUUUUCAGGAAGGAGUCAGCACUACACACCCUUGAACGUUCCACUUGAUCAAGUGCUUAUGCAAAUCAAGGAUAAUCCAUCCUUGAAGUGGCCAAUAAAGAUGAAAGAAGAUCCCAAUAAGUGCAAUAAGAAUAAAUAUUGCCACUUCCACAGAGAUCACAGGCAUGACACGGAUGAGUGCUAUGACUUAAAGAAGCAGAAAGAGAAUCUCAUCAAGCAGGGUAAGUUGAGAAAUUUUCUUGGACGAGAUCAUAAGGAUGAAAAGUUGAAAGGAAAGAUAGAAGAGCUAUCACAGCCCCCACUUGGAGAAAUAAGAAAGACCACCAAGGACAAAGGGGCAGACGAGCAGGCCAAUACUUUCACAGAUGAAGAUGCUGGAAAGGUUCACCAUCCACAUGAUGAUGCGAUCGUCAUAACUUUGCUCAUUGCAAAGUACACGACUAGAAGGGUGUUAAUAGAUAAUGGAAGUUUAGCAGAUAUCCUAUAUUCUCUUGCCUUCCAGCAGAUGAGACUUGGACUAGACCAACUUCGUCCAGUGAAUUUGCCCUUAGUAAGAUUUGGAGGAAUGAAAGUACAACCAGUGGAUACUAUUACUCUACAUGUAAUGGUAGAAGCAUAUCCACAGCAGGUAGCCAAAGAAGUAAAUUUUCUCGUCAUAAAUUGUUCGUCUUCCUAUAAUGCCAUCAUUGGAAGACCAACUUUAAACAAUUGGAAGACAGUAACAUCUACCUACCAUUUAUAUGUCAAGUUCCCAAUGGAGUAUGGAAUAGGGCAAGUACAAGGAGAUCAGUUAGCCGCUAGAGAAUGUUAUGUUGCCAUGUUGGCUAUGGAUGAGCAUGUGCAGACGAUAAAUAUAGAGGAAAGAAUGGUUGUUGCAGAGCCCACUGAAGUACUGAAAGACAUCCCUCUGGAGUAG
This is a messenger RNA of Quercus lobata, 1269 nucleotides long. RefSeq lists its product as uncharacterized. The record is from RefSeq and is a predicted model, not a curated record. The transcript has 2 exons. NCBI's taxonomy places the organism in Eukaryota, Viridiplantae, Streptophyta, Magnoliopsida, Fagales, Fagaceae. Bases 1 to 1269 code for a protein of 422 amino acids.